AUGGAUGUUAAAGCAGUGAAAAACUCCAAUGAUGAGUACUUCCACAGGAAAAAUGGAAUUAUUAUUAAUUUGAUGGAAGGAAAGAAAAUAGAGAAUUCAAGAUUAUUCUCACAAGGGCAAUAUGGUAAAAGGAAUGUGUCAUCCUCCAUCAGCUAUUUCAGCUUAGUGUCAUUGCUUUUUCUAACUUGUGUCACUGUAUCUUUGUUACUUCUGCCAUUGAUACUUCCACCAUUGCCACCACCACCAUCAUUCAUAUUGUUGCUACUCCCUGUUUUCAUUCUCCUACUUCUUAUGGUCUUGGCUUUCAUGCCUUCCAAUAAUGUCAUGUGA
Molecule: messenger RNA, 330 nt
Organism: Lycium barbarum (goji berry)
Lineage: Eukaryota; Viridiplantae; Streptophyta; Magnoliopsida; Solanales; Solanaceae
Product: ARGOS-like protein
Exons: 1
Coding region: 1-330 (109 amino acids)
Biological process (GO): positive regulation of organ growth
Source: RefSeq, a predicted model, not a curated record